Molecule: messenger RNA, 2998 nt
Organism: Pararge aegeria (speckled wood butterfly)
Lineage: Eukaryota; Metazoa; Arthropoda; Insecta; Lepidoptera; Nymphalidae
Gene: oxt
Product: xylosyltransferase oxt
Exons: 4
Coding region: 97-2796 (899 amino acids)
Biological process (GO): chondroitin sulfate proteoglycan biosynthetic process; heparan sulfate proteoglycan biosynthetic process
Cellular component (GO): membrane
Molecular function (GO): protein xylosyltransferase activity
Source: RefSeq, a predicted model, not a curated record
AUAAAAUGAUUAAAAUUCAGCAAAAAUGCAGUUAGCAAAAUUCUUAAUCUUGCUAAGCUGAUAAGAUUAUUAUUUUUCUAUUAUGAAAUAGUUAACAUGGCAAGUGUUCGAAGGAUUUUUUAUAAAUAUGCAAAGUGUUUAGCUUUAAUUGUUAUAACUACUUUCUUUGCUCAAAUUAUGAUUUCCUUAAGUUUUUUCCCAUCGGUUCACGAUAACUUACUUAAAAGAAGUAGUUAUAAUUCAAUAUCCAAAACGGAAAUGGGCGAUGUGUCUGCUAGAAAAAUCGGAGACGAUGAAGAUUACCCUCCAAAAAACUCGCACCAAAAUCAAAAUAAAGUUAUACCCCAACUAAGAUUAGAAGAGCUGGACUUUUCGCCAGCUUGUGAUAUAAAAAGCCGAGAAGCAAUUUCAGCUAUCCAUCGCGCCAAGAGCCAAUUAUGUAAACAGCAAAUUGUAAAUAAGACUUGUCUGAUACAAAAUGGUAAUUUUUACCCCAAACAUUUGCCAAACUAUUGUGUUUCAAAGACAAUGGCUUAUGGACGACAUUUGGGAUGUUACCUGGAUGAAAAAAAAUUAAGAUUGCUUUCAAGUUAUUAUGGAAAUUACGCUAAUGUUAAUUCACCAACAUUUUGUUUGGAUAUUUGUGUACAAGCUGGUUUUCCAUAUGCAGGAGUGCAAUAUUCGUCAGAGUGUUUUUGUGGUGAACUGGCACCGCCAUCUUCAUCUAAGACUUCUGAUGGUUUAUGCGACAUGAAUUGUCCAGGUGAUCCAUCUCAAAAAUGUGGAGGAUAUUUCACUAUGAAUGUUUAUGAAACAGGUUUAGAAAAAUUUGUGCCACAAGUACCUAAGAACUCUAACAGUGAUCAGGUUUCUGUUAAAAUUGUAUUUCUAUUAACAUUAAAUGGAAGAGCACUACGACAAGUUCAUAGAUUAAUUAAUUCUUUAUAUAGAACAAAUCACUAUUUUUAUAUUCAUGUUGAUCAAAGACAAGAUUAUCUACAUCGUAAGUUAUCUCUAUUAGAAAAGCAAUUUACUAAUAUAAAGUUAGCUAAUAAAAGAUACUCAACAAUAUGGGGUGGAGCAUCCCUUCUCAAAAUGUUGUUGGACUCCAUGAAAGAUUUAAUUAGAUUAGGUUGGAAAUGGGAUUAUGUUAUCAAUUUGAGUGAAAGUGAUUUUCCUAUUAAAUCAUUAGAAGAACUUGAAAAAUUUCUUUCUGGAAAUAAAGGAUAUAAUUUCGUUAAAUCACAUGGAAGAGAAGUCCAACGUUUUAUAAAAAAACAGGGCCUUGAUAAAACUUUUAUAGAAUGUGAGACACACAUGUGGAGAGUGGGAGAAAGAAAACUACCUCAGGGUAUUGUUAUAGAUGGAGGAAGUGAUUGGAUAGCAUUGUCACCCGACUUUGUUUCAUAUGUCAUUGAGAAUCAUGAUAAAUUACUAGCAGGUCUUGAUGUUAUAUUUAAGCACACACUAUUACCCGCAGAAUCAUUUUUUCACACAGCAUUACGUAACUCACAAUUUUGCAAUACAUAUGUAGAUAAUAACUUACAUGUCACAAACUGGAAGAGGAAAUUAGGUUGUAAGUGUCAAUACAAACAUGUGGUGGAUUGGUGUGGAUGUUCCCCAAAUGACUUUAGAACUGAAGACUGGCCAAGAAUACAAAAUACUCAAAAUCGGCAAUUGUUUUUUGCAAGAAAAUUUGAACCCAUCAUUAAUCAAGAAAUUAUAACAAGAGUGGAACAGUUUGUUGGAUUUACUGACCAUAAUUUAAUCCCUAAUUUGGAAGCAUACUGGCAAAAUCUAUAUGACGUCCAAGAUCUAACAGCAAGUACAGAUGACACAUUACUUACGCAUGCUGAAAGUGUUAUACGUCAUAACGCUAAAAUAUUGGCAGGAGAAGGUUGUAAAAUUCAACUGCAGGAAGUUAUUGAAGUGAAUGUAUAUAAGUUUGCUGAUGUAUAUAAAGGAAAUCUUAUUUUAUAUAAAGCUUUGCUUAAUGACAACAAAGAGGCAGUACUAGAGACAUGGUAUAAGCCAAGGCAACAUUUAGAUUUAAAUUUUGGAAAUCAAAAUAAUGAUUAUAUCAAAAUUUUUAAAGUUAGUUCAGAUUAUGAUCAAAAAGAAAUGACAUUUAGAAAUGUAGGCAACAUAUUGGGCCCUUUUUCGGAACCAGUACUGUUAUAUCAGUUUUCACCACAUUUUAAUAAAAAUAUUGGAAAUUUUACAAUUCUUUGGCUAGACCCAGCUGGAAUGAUUGCAGAUGUCAAUGUGGUGAUGAGAGACGAAAAUAAUUUGACCAAUUUCAUAAAAUUGAAUGUAAAACAACCUUUACUACCUGGUGUGUGGAAGGUUGGUUUAUUUGAUCAAGUAAAUUCAGUAGCAGUCACUGAAUUCCUUAUAACACCUUUAGAAUAUUUUUCUGGUAAAGAAGUAACGCAACAAGAGGCCAACCUAAUACAUAGUGGUUCACAAAAUGCAUAUAAAAAUAUUACUUUUGUAAAACCCAAAAACUUUUUACCAACCCAUGCCAAUAGAUUAUUGCUAGCCGAAAUAUCAAAUGCAAACAUCAAGAGAAUCAAUAGUGAUUUGACUGAGUGGAUAGAUAGUUUAAGCAUAGAAUUUUAUAAUGUUUUAGGUACAUGUAUUUUAUAUAAUGAUAAUAAUGUAUUAGACAAAGUGCCUUGUAGUAAUUACAAAUUUCAGCAAUGCAACUUCUCUGAAUGGAGCUCUCUUUCACAUGAUCCUAAAGGCUCUAUAGGAAAAAUUGAUAAAACAACAGGGCGAUUAAAAAGAGUAUGAAGCAACCACUCCCUCGCCUUGGAAAACUUGAAAUUUCUGAAGUGUGACGCGCGAUUUGCAUGUACUAAAAAUUGAAAAAGAUACUUUGGUGGAUCGUUCUGAACUUCUCGAACUCUCAAAUAUUCGCAUUUUAAUCGGCGCAGCAGCGGAAUCGGAACAAAAUAUGCAAAAUAUGUUUCAAAUAAAAUCAAACCAGCAAUUA